AUGGCGGCUAGUACCGACGACCUCCCAAAAGACCAAGAUUUUUGCGAUCCCGAGCGACAACGCAUAAUUGAAGGCGACAGCCGUUUUAAUCGCCUCGGAUGGAAGCGCCUCACUGUUCUCUCAAUAGUCGAAGCAAUUGCCCUAGGCAGCCUGGGACUUCCGUCUGCAUUCGCAUCGCUCGGCAUGGUAGCAGGUCUGAUUCUGACUGUCGGAAUCGGCCUGGUUGCAAUGUACGCCGGCCAUAACAUCGGACAAGUCAAGCUGAAAUACCCACAAAUCGGGCACUAUGCAGAUGUUGGCCGACUGCUGUUCGGAAAAUGGGGAUCGAAAAUCUUCAUCGGGAGCUUUGUCUCGCUACUGGUCUUCGUCAUUGGAUCACACUGUUUGACAGGUGCAAUUGCAUUCCAGAACAUUACCCAAAGCGAUGUAUGCUCGCUGGUGUUCAGCAUUUCGUCCGCCGCGAUUUUGAUGAUCCUCGCUAUUCCACCUUCUUUUUCUGAAAUUGCAAUUCUCGGGUACGUUGAUUUCGCGUCCAUCGUGAUCGCGAUCGGGGUUACUAUGAUUGCUACCGGAAUUCAAUACACGAGUAAUUCAGCCGUCAGUGCCCCUGAUAUUGUUCCGUGGUCUGCUUGGCCCAAGGUCGGCCUUACAUUUUCUGGUGCUAUCGUUGCAGCAAACAAUAUCGUCUUUGCCUACUCAUUUGCUGGUUGUUUACCGUCUUUUAUGGAGGAAAUGCAUACCCCAGAAGACUAUAUCAAGACUUUGUGGGCGAUGGGAGGCAUUCAGAUCGUGGUUUACAGUCUUACGGGUUCAAUCAUCUAUGCUUUCGUUGGUCAGGGAGUACAAUCGCCUGCUUUGCUCUCUGCCGGCCCUGUCAUUUCCCGGGUCGUAUUCGGCAUCGCACUACCAGUCAUCUUUAUAUCUGGAUCGAUCAACACGACAGUGGUCUGUCGCUACAUUCACGGAAAGGUAUACCGCGACUCGAUCAUUCGCUACAUCAACACUAAACAAGGCUGGAUGACCUGGAUCGGUCUGGUAUUCACCAUUACAGUCAUUGCAUGGGUUAUCGCAGAAGCAGUCCCUAUCUUCUCAGAGCUGCUUUCCAUCAUUUCAUCGCUUUUUGUUUCGGGCCUAUCCUUCUACCUACCACCGGUCAUGUGGUAUAUGCUUUUGAGGGAAGGAUCAUGGUACGAAAAGAAAAAUCUGAAGACCGCAAUGUACAAUGGAGUGGUAUUCCUUGUGGGAAUUAUUUUGUUCGGGUGUGGCACGUAUGCCAGUAUUGAUGAGCUGGUAAGACCUCCCCUUCGCAUAUUGAGUGGACUUAGCUCAUCCGAAUUACGAGAUUACAAAAUUUCAGUCGGGAACUGUGGGAAAGCCCUUCACGUGCUCGUAGGGGACACUGUGAUGUGUGACGGAAGAGCAAUCCGAAGUAAGAGAUGA
Penicillium argentinense is the source of this 1440-nucleotide messenger RNA. RefSeq lists its product as uncharacterized. Gene Ontology annotation, biological process: amino acid transmembrane transport. Lineage: Eukaryota; Fungi; Ascomycota; Eurotiomycetes; Eurotiales; Aspergillaceae. The coding region runs from base 1 to 1440 and encodes 479 amino acids. The record is from RefSeq and is a predicted model, not a curated record. Gene Ontology annotation, cellular component: vacuolar membrane. Gene Ontology annotation, molecular function: amino acid transmembrane transporter activity. The transcript has a single exon.